Molecule: messenger RNA, 948 nt
Organism: Trypanosoma grayi
Lineage: Eukaryota; Euglenozoa; Kinetoplastea; Trypanosomatida; Trypanosomatidae
Product: DHHC-type zinc finger family protein
Exons: 1
Coding region: 1-948 (315 amino acids)
Biological process (GO): protein targeting to membrane; peptidyl-L-cysteine S-palmitoylation
Cellular component (GO): Golgi apparatus; endoplasmic reticulum
Molecular function (GO): protein-cysteine S-palmitoyltransferase activity
Source: RefSeq, a predicted model, not a curated record
AUGGAAAUGAGUGGUGACCUAAAAACGAUAGACACAGCGCAUUCUCAGCGGGAGCAUUACCCGCAUGAGGGCAGCAUGGAGCUGGCUCCAAAGCCAGAACCCUAUAGGUCGUUUGACGCGCACCAACAAGCGCAUCAAUAUCGUUGGCCCGUUGGCCGGAAACGGGUGCUAGGGCACUCACAUUUACUUGGGUGUUGUGUUGCUUCCCGUGAUGCUGCGAACUCCCUCUGUGUUCUGUGCAUUCUAAUGGUUGUGGUCCUCAUAUUUUUGAUCAGUGUCGUGCCACGUGGAGAAGUUUACAGCUACGUGAUAGUGUCAGUGUUUUCUUUCUUCGCCCUUGUCAGUUUGGCAUUUUCCGUAUUGGUUGACCCUGGCAUCUUGCUGCCACUGCCACCGGAUCCAGAGCGACAGCCACAGAUUGUCAUUGUGAAUGGCAAAGAGGUGCUGUGCAAAGUCUGCCCUACAUGCCACAUCGUACGCCCACCAAGAAGCACACAUUGUCGUUUUUGCGACUAUUGUGUUGAAGAGUUUGAUCAUCAUUGUGGUGUCUUGGGGAGUUGUGUAGCGAAGAGAACAUUUCGUUUUUUUGCAGGGUUUUUUAUAUUUACAAGUGUUCUCGUAUUCUAUGUUGGUAUUCGCUCUGUUUUGGCGCUUGUCAAAAUGGAUUACAGUGCGAAUGGGGGAGAAGCCCACUGGUCGGUUGCAGCAGCCAUUAUAUGUGUUGCAGCUGCGCUCCUUUCAGGUUGCAUUGUUGCCCCCAUGGCCGUGUAUUACGUCUGCCUUGGCUGUUUGAAUUCAACACAGAAGGAGACCGCGCGUCUUGGUCUGGGCGUUUGUGAGCCAAAUCAUGAUUACCACGAGGGGUACUGUCGCAAUUUCUGGCGGCGCUAUUUCGGCCCCCUCGGGGAUAGCCGCAUUAACUCUCAGAAUGCUGAAAGCAUGGUUUAG